AUGCAGAAGGCCGUUGUCAUACGACAUUUUGUAAGUGAAGCACAGAAAUAUUUACCUAAAUCCAAUGACAUACAACUCACAUCAAAAUCUGUUCUAUCACUACAAUCAUAUGAAAAAGUUCGACAUCGUCUUUUUGUUGAGUCUCCUAAACAAGAUACAACUAGUUCUAUCUCCAAAAAUCAACCACUAAUAACACCUCGCAAAGCCAGGGAUGUUAUAAAACAAUUAUUUACUUCUCCUUCAUCAUCAUCAUCUAACAUUAACUUUAUAAUUAAUGAUAAAUCAAAUUAUCCAAUAAAUCAAUCAAAUCCUCGAAUAUAUAUAGUUAAACCAGCAGCAAAACAUUUUGAUUAUAUAUUAGAACCUGGAGAUGAUAUAUGUUCAACAGAUGAAUCAUUACUUUUAAUUGUUUAUGUUCAUUCAGCUAUAGAAAAUCGUCAUCGUCGAGAAUCAAUUCGUUCAACAUGGGGAUCACGUUCAAUAUUUGGAAAACACAUACGUGUUCUAUUUAUGCUUGGUUCAAGUCAUAAUAAAGAAUUAAUGAAACAAGCACAAUUUGAAUUUGAUACAUAUCGUGAUAUUGUUCAACAAACAUUUAUUGAUACAUAUAGAAAUUUAACAUAUAAAGGUAUAAUGGCACUUAAUUGGAUUUUACAUCAUUGUAAUCAAGUAUCAUAUAUAUUAAAAACCGAUGAUGAUAUGUUAAUAAAUAUGUUUUCUGUUCUAAAUCAUCUUUAUACUUUAACAUAUGUCUAUCCAACUGAAGCAUGGCAUUCUACGAUAGCUUGUCUUGUAUGGACACGAAUGCGUGUUACACGAGAUCCAUCAUCAAAAUGGUUUGUUUCAUCUGAUGAAUAUCCAUAUGAACAUUUUGAACCUUAUUGUUCGGGUUCUGCAUAUUUUAUAACUCAAGAUUUAAUUCGACCACUUUUUGAAGCAAUUCAACAUGUACCUUUCUUUUGGAUUGAUGAUUAUUAUAUUACUGGUAUUCUACCACAAGCAAUUCGAUCAUCUAUUUAUGUUAAGUAUUUAUUUAUUAAUUCUCUAUUUGUUAUUAAUAUUGAUCUAGUCGAACAACGUUUUCUUUCACCAUUUGGUCUUUCUUCACUUGCUUUUGGUCAUAUGCCAUUAUCAGUCAAUCGUCUUUUACAUGUUUGGCAACAUCUCGUGACAAAUAGUCAUUCAGCAUAUAAAUAUCUUAAUCGAACAUUUCACUAG
Rotaria sordida is the source of this 1218-nucleotide messenger RNA. NCBI's taxonomy places the organism in Eukaryota, Metazoa, Rotifera, Eurotatoria, Philodinida, Philodinidae. The record is from the annotation of a GenBank genome assembly.